AUGGACCAAUUCCUCUCCCAAAACAUGGACCGCUACCGCUCUCUAGUUGCAGCAUACACCCCUCCCGCCCGAAAGUCUGAAUCUGCUAUACCGAACCCAGACACCAAAAUCGGUGCUCGCAUCCGUCCAAUCCUGCCCGAUGAAGCGGCCGAAGUACUAGUUGCGGGCGUGUAUCCACGCUCCGAAAGUGCUUCAGAUAUUGCAGAUGUACAUGAGCUGCGAAAAGGCGUCCGAGGACAACCCAGUCUGAAUUCAUCUAGCUACACAGUCGACCGUGUUUUCGGCCCUGAUGACACCACUGAGGACGUUUACAAGGAGCUGAUUGAGCCCUUGACCGGGUCUGGUAAGACCUUCACGGUGACGGCGAUCGAGAGGUUAGUAGCCGAGCAGCUGAUGGGAGGUCGUAUGGAGGGAGAGAGGGAUGUACACGUGUCCGUCUUCGAGCUCGCCGGAAAUGUUGCUUUCGACCUCCUCAAUUCUCACAAACGCAUCUCCAUCCUCGAAGACUCCUUCGGCGCCACCCAACUCGUCGGCGCUACCGAACACACCCCCGCCACCACCGCCGCCCUCCUCUCCCUCAUCGACCGCGCCUCCGCCUUCCGCAAAACAGCGACUACGGACCGCAACUCGGCCUCCUCCCGCACCCACGCCGUCUGCCGCAUCCGCAUCGCCAACCCCGCCAUCCCUGCCGCCGACGACGGGCUCCUCUUCCUCGUCGACCUCGCCGGCAGCGAGGCGGCGCGGGAUAUCGCAGAUCACUCCGCUGACCGCAUGAAGGAAACGCGCGAGAUCAAUACGAGUUUGUCGAUUUUGAAAGACUGCAUUCGGGGGCGCGCGCAGCUGGAUGUGUCAACUGGGAAUAGAGGGGGGAAGGCGCCGUAUAUCCCCUUCCGCGCGUCGGCGCUCACGAAGACGCUGAAGCAUGUCUUUGAUCCUGCGGGGUCGAGGGCGUGUAAGACGGCGGUAGUGGUGUGCGUGAGUCCGAAUGCGGCGGAUGCGGGGCCGAGUAAGAAUACGCUCAGGUAUGCGGAGUUGUUGCGUGUGGCGGUGCCGAAAGGGAGGGGUGUUGUGGAGAAAGAGGGGGAGCCUGCGACUUGGGGGAAUGAGAGGGUGAGGGGGUGGAUUGAGAGUAGUUCCGGCACACCCCCCAUCUCUGCUUCUCUCCUCUCCCCUACGGAGACAGGCGCCCAGCUCGUCCGCCUGCCGCAAUCCCUUUUCAUCUCCCGUUGCCAAAAGACGCCUGGAGUCAGCAGCGAGCAAGCGCUCGCCUUUUACAGCAAACUGUGGCGUUUGCAUAUAGACUCCCAAGCCGCUCAGGCCUCCUCUACGCCCAUUCCUGGAUUGACCGCUCAAGCUGAACCAUUAACACCUUUCGCAACCCGCAUCCGUCCUGGGAUGUUUGUCCGCUACAAUCCUUCUCAUCCCACAGGCCUUGACACUAAUAUUGCUACCAUUUUGUGCCCCGAUUGGGCUGUCGAGACGAAGGUCAAAGACUACUACGGAAAGGAAGUCAAGGGAAUGAAAGGAGAAGGAGAGCGUAGGUAUUUAUGUGCGAUGGUGGCACCGAGUAUUAUGCCCGGCGCAUGGGAGUUGGACCUCGCGCGACAGUGCGUGGUAGAAGUUAGAGAGAUGGAGGCGGAGGUGCUGAUGGAGUGGGAUGUGGCGACGAGGUACUGGUUUAUGACGGUCUGAGAAACGCCGAAUGGGCUUAUAAGUGGUGGAGAAGACUUUCUGCAAUUUUGAAAGAUUUACAUGAGAUGGAAGAUGUUGUAGCAGUACUUGCGCUACAAUGCUUCGUUAUAGAAAUCUUUACACUCGUUUAUCGCCGCACAAGGAGCUUCAUAGUAUUUUCAGCUUUCGGAAAAGAAGAGAACUUCCACAUU
Mytilinidion resinicola is the source of this 1883-nucleotide messenger RNA. RefSeq names its product diatom spindle kinesin 1. Gene Ontology annotation, biological process: microtubule-based movement. Gene Ontology annotation, molecular function: microtubule motor activity; ATP binding; ATP hydrolysis activity. Lineage: Eukaryota; Fungi; Ascomycota; Dothideomycetes; Mytilinidiales; Mytilinidiaceae. The coding region runs from base 1 to 1692 and encodes 563 amino acids. Gene Ontology annotation, cellular component: microtubule; kinesin complex; centrosome. The transcript has 5 exons. The record is from RefSeq and is a predicted model, not a curated record.